This is a messenger RNA of Lycium barbarum (goji berry), 685 nucleotides long. RefSeq names its product histone H2B-like. Bases 70 to 501 code for a protein of 143 amino acids. Gene Ontology annotation, biological process: nucleosome assembly. Gene Ontology annotation, cellular component: nucleosome. NCBI's taxonomy places the organism in Eukaryota, Viridiplantae, Streptophyta, Magnoliopsida, Solanales, Solanaceae. The transcript has a single exon. Gene Ontology annotation, molecular function: protein heterodimerization activity; DNA binding; structural constituent of chromatin. The record is from RefSeq and is a predicted model, not a curated record.
GAAAAAAUUUCCCAUUUCAUCUUUCUUUUUUGUAUCGUUCCAAUUUUAGCUAAAUUUUUACACUAUUCUAUGGCUCCUAAGGCAGAAAAGAAACCUGCAGCAUCGGAAAAACCUUCUGAUGAGAAAGUUCCGGCGGAGAAGAAACCAAAAGCCGGAAAAAAGCUUCCUACGAAGGAUGUGGGCCCCGGUAUUGGAGAAAAGAAGAAGAAGAAGGUGAAGAAGAGUUCCGAGACGUAUAAGAUCUAUAUAUUCAAAGUGUUGAAACAAGUGCAUCCUGAUAUUGGUAUUUCAAGCAAAGCGAUGGGAAUAAUGAACAGUUUUAUUAAUGAUAUAUUUGAGAAAUUGGCGCAAGAAUCAUCUAAGCUUGCGAGAUAUAAUAAGAAACCUACAAUUACGUCGAGGGAAAUUCAGACUGCUGUUAGAUUGGUGUUGCCUGGUGAAUUGGCUAAGCAUGCUGUAUCCGAAGGGACGAAAGCAGUUACAAAGUUUACAAGCUCUUAAUUUAUUAGGGUUAUUUUGGGAAUUGGUCAUUAGGGUCAUUUUAUGGUUAGAAUUGAUUUUUUUUUAAUUUGUCAUAUUCUGUUUUGAUGGGAUAAUGUAAAGUAUAAUGCCGUUGUUAAUCAAUGAAAUCUUCUUUUAGUUGUUGAUCUUGUAUGUCACUUCUGAGACGUACAAGAUCUAUAUA